Molecule: messenger RNA, 2342 nt
Organism: Gymnodraco acuticeps
Lineage: Eukaryota; Metazoa; Chordata; Actinopteri; Perciformes; Bathydraconidae
Exons: 8
Coding region: 1-2244 (747 amino acids)
Biological process (GO): binding of sperm to zona pellucida; positive regulation of acrosome reaction; egg coat formation
Cellular component (GO): extracellular matrix
Molecular function (GO): acrosin binding
Source: RefSeq, a predicted model, not a curated record
AUGCAUCCAGAGGAAAAGCUCCAGUCGGACUUUGCUUACCUGCAAGACGUUUCUGUCACCUGCUCCACGGCUGACUUUGUCUUGCGGGUCAAACCAGUUUUCUACGGCCAUGGUGCCAAUGCAGAGGAGCUGAGACUAGGCAGAGGCUGCAAAAGCAACGGGGUUCUCAGACCCUACGGUGACCUGCUCUUCACUUACCCUCUGACGGCGUGUGGAGCGGUGCGGGAGUCGCCCCCCGGUUAUCUCCUCUACAAAUUCACACUCCAUUAUGAGCCUUCGCCAAAACGUUUCCCAACCAGAGCGCAGCGGAUCGAUGUGGACAUUGAAUGCCGUUAUCAAAGGAACCACCAUGUGCACAAGCUGACAGUGCAGCCCACCUGGGAGACUCCUGGCAUGCGUAAAAAACUGAAGGGAAAUGCAAAUGACUUCCAGAUGGAGUUGAUGGAUGAUUUGUGGAGCACACCUGCCCAGUCACGGGUGUACCAGCUUGGAAAGACGGUUAAUUUCCAGAUCUCUGCACCUCAUCUCUCAACUGGUUCAAAACUGUACAUCAAUAGCUGCUAUGCUUCACCAUCCAGUGACUCUAAAUCAUCCCUCAAAUACAGCAUCAUUGGCAAUUUUGGCUGUAUGCUGGACAGUAAGAGCGACCCAGGGGCGUCUCGGUUCGUCUCUCGGACAGACAAGACCCUGAGAUUCUCCAUCCAGGCCUUCCAGUUCACUGCAGACCCUGACUCGGAGGUUAAUAUUCACUGCAAGUUAUUAGUCUCAUCUGAAGACCUGGGUCCUGCUCACAAAUCAUGCACCUACAAAAAGGACAGGUGGAAGGCCCUCUCUGGUGACAAGACCAUAUGUGACUGCUGUGAUUCACAGUGUGUGCCCUCUAAACUCCAGAGGGCCAUGAUGGAAGGUUUUUCCAGCAGUGGGUCUUUGCUGGUCUCUGAUCAGCCGUACACGACAGAAGAUGACCUUCUACCAGUCGGCAUUAGCGGAGUCGGCCAUGUCACGAUGCAUGACACCGAUAAGCUACAAGAGACCCCGCUGGAAAGUGAUGAUGGAGUGACUUAUGAUGAUUACGAUGAAGAGCUAGACUACGCAUAUGAGGAGGAGGAAGAGGGGUUUGAAGAGGAUGAAGAAGGAAGUGGGUUUAUCCUUGGAGUGAUGCCUGAACCUCAUUCAGAGGAGUUAGGAUUUAAGGACAGGGUUUCAGUUGAGUCUAAGGUGAAGGAUUCACAUCAGUUAAAAGAGGAUGGGUCAGGGUUUGUAGGGCGAGAAGAGAGUGAAGAGGAGGAGGAGGAUUUUAAAGGAGGAGAAGAUGAGACCCAUUGGAAUCAGGAGGAGGCUGAAGUCUUACGUCAUUGGGGGCAGUUGGAUGAAAUCUUCACAUCACAAGUCGUCCCACAGAGAGAAUCACACCUGCCGGCCUCUGAAAGUGAGGAAGAGGAGAGGAAGCAUACAGGUGGAGGUGAAGAGCAUGAGAGGAAGCAUACAGGUGGAGGUGAAGAGCAUGAGAGGAAGCAUACAGGUGGAGGUGAAGAGCAUGAGAGGAUGAUGGAGGAGAGGAAGCAUACAGGUGGAGGUGAAGAGCAUGAGAGGAAGCAUACAGGUGGAGGUGAAGAGCAUGAGAGGAUGAUGGAGGAGAGGAAGCAUAUAGGUGGAGGUGAAGAGCAUGAGAGGAUGAUGGAGGAGGAGAGGAAGCAUAUAGGUGGAGUUGAAGAGCAUGAGAAGAUGGAGGAGGAGAGGAAGCAUAUAGGUGGAGGUGAAGAGCAUGAGAGGAUGACGGAGGAGAGGAAGCAUACAGGUGGAGUUGAAGAGCAUGAGAGGAUGGAGGAGGAGAGGAAGCAUACAGGUGGAGGUGAAGAGCAUGAGAGGAAGCAUACAGGUGGAGGUGAAGAGCAUGAGAGGAAGCAUACAGGUGGAGGUGAAGAGCAUGAGAGGAUGAUGGAGGAGAGGAAGCAUACAGGUGGAGGUGAAGAGCAUGAGAGGAAGUAUACAGGUGGAGGUGAAGAGCAUGAGAGGAUGAUGGAGGAGGAGAGGAAGCAUAUAGGUGGAGGGGAAGAGCAUGAGAGGAUGACGGAGGAGAGGAAGCAUACAGGUGGAGUUGAAGAGCAUGAGAGGAUGGAGGAGGAGAGGAAGCAUACAGGUGGAGGUGAAGAGCAUGAGAGGAUGACUGAGUGGGAGGAUGACGACAGUCUAGAAGAUUUCGUAGAUGAUGGAGAGAGUACCUGGUAUUUCCCAUGGAGGUAGCGUUGGGUCAAUGGAUCGAUCAGUAUUCUGCUCAAAGACCCUAACCCCCAUGAUAGUAGGAUAUUCUGAUUUAUUUCAAUAAAAAACAUGAAAAUGCA